This is a messenger RNA of Ictidomys tridecemlineatus (thirteen-lined ground squirrel), 1113 nucleotides long. NCBI's taxonomy places the organism in Eukaryota, Metazoa, Chordata, Mammalia, Rodentia, Sciuridae. The record is from RefSeq and is a predicted model, not a curated record.
AGGAGGUUUGGACCACAUGGUUCUUCUGAGCCCUUUUGUUCCCUGACAACUAGGUAGGACACUUCUUGAGGUUAGGGCUGUCCAAUGCUCACUGUCCUCCCUGCCCCACUUUCCACUGGUGAAUGGCUCCCUAACUACUGAAAACACAAGUAGAACCUCCUGAGGGUAUGAAGGCCCCUUCCUGGGGGCUUCCCUGUGAGUUUACCACACACAGUUGGGUACAGACAAUUCUAUGGUGGACCAGUCUUUCAUGGAAUACAACAUGCUCAUGAGAUGUCACAAGAUGGAGUCCCUUAUUCCAUCAACUGCCAACCACUCUACCAGCACCAGCCCUAGAAUUCCUAAUGCUGAGAACCUGGUGACUUCAUCUUCAGAGAACAAUGGUACUGGGGCCUUCUGGGGACUCCUAUUGGUGGGCAGAGUAGUGGUGAGUUCACUCUUUUCAGAGCCAUAGGCUUGGUAACCAGAAUGAACCUUAUGGAUUCACAAAAGGAGGACCUGGGCCUCCCUGGCUCAUGGAUCCCAUGGUACUUCGGAGUUUUGGGGAUGUGCACUCUGAUAACUGGUGGCUGCAUCCUCUUAAUACAUUGGAGGAAGAACCUGCAGAGGAGGGAGCGUGCCCAGCAGUGGGUGGAGGUGAUGAGAGCUGCCACAUUCAGUUACAGCCCCCUGCUGUACUGGAUCAACAAACGACGCAAAUAUGGCAUGACUGCUGCAAUCAGAAUAGGCCCUACCAGGGCUGUUGCCAAUACUGACGUUCAACUCCAAAUUCCGGAUCUUCCAUCAGAGCCACAACCCCGUGAAGACAGGCAUCAGGCCUUCAGAGGCAGCAGCCUCAAGACAGAAGCCCCUGUUUCCCUCCUUCCUGCCACGAUGUCCCACUCUGCCUCCUACCCCUUCCUCGAGGGUCCUGAAAGGCAGGUCCACUUCUAUUCCCUUCCUACACUGGCCCAAGGGGUGAACUGACCCAAUGUGUAGACUUUUACUUCAGGGUCAUAGACUCCUCUCACUGAAAGUGAGAUUCAGGGGCCAGGUAUUAGGAGUUAACCUCAAGCAUCUGAUCAUGACACAGAGGUCAGAGCCCAUUUAGUGUUAAUUAAUAAAAUUGUUGAA